AUAAAUCGUUAGGCAAUUCUAACGAUUCUGUUUGAUAUAUCAAGACUGAAAGUCAAACAGAAAAAACUCACCCUGACCUGAAAAAAUGGCCAAUGCCCAACAAGCACGACGAGUUGUCAUCACGGACAAAAAUGCUCGUGCAUUCGUGGAGAAGAUUCUCGUCGCUAAUGGCGUUCCUUCAGAGAAUGCAUUAAUCGUUGCAGACUGCCUCGUCCAAGCGGAUCUACGGGGUGUCGACUCUCAUGGCAUUAAUCGAAUCCCUUCAUAUAUGGCCCGCAUCCGGAACGGAGUACUAUCAGCCUCAGCAAGCCCGUUGGUGAAACAGGUCACCCCAGCAGUCGUCCAAAUCGACGGCCAAAACUCCUUUGGCUUUCUAGGUGCCAAGAUAGGAAUGGAGAAGUGUAUCGAGAUGGCCUCAACAUUCGGGAUCGGAAUGGCAUCUGUCAAAGGUUCCAACCACUUCGGCAUGAGCGCCUGGAUAGUGCAACAGGCUGUUGACGCAGGCAUGAUGAGUCUCGUGUUCACCAAUUCUUCGCCUGCCCUUCCUGUUUGGGGCGGGAAAGAGAAGCUGAUAGGUGUAUCUCCAAUCGCUUGUGGUGCCCCAGCAGGAGAUAUGCCCUUCAUUCUGGACAUGGCACCCUCAGUCGCAGCUCGAGGGAAGAUAUAUAAAGCGAAAAGAAGAGGAGAGAAGAUACCCCUGGACUGGGCGCUAGACGCCCAAGGACGACCUACAGAUGACCCAGCGGCGGCCCUUGAAGGUGUCAUGCUCCCCAUGGGCGGUCCAAAAGGCUCUGCGCUCGCAAUAAUGAUGGACGUCUUCUCGGGAGUGUUCUCUGGUGCGGCUUUUGCAGGACAUGUCACCAAUCCAUACGAUCCUUCCAAGCCUGCAGAUGUGGGUCACUUCCUCGUUGCAAUCAAACCCGAUCUAUUCAUGUCCAUGAAGGAGUUUGAAGACAGGAUGCAAUACUUGUACAAAAGAGUGACAGAGUCUGAAAAGGCGCAAGGGGUCGAGCAAAUCUUUUUCCCGGGUGAGAUCGAGCAGCGUGUACGGAGAGAACGACUACAAUCAGGGAUACCAUACGCUGAAGCUGAGAUUGAAGCAUUGAACGAUGAAGCUUUGAAGGUGGGAGUAAGUCCUUUGCCGACUUGAAGAUCCUACAUCUUGUGGUAUACAAAUUCAUAAUAGUUGCCUAUGUGAUG
Molecule: messenger RNA, 1200 nt
Organism: Pseudovirgaria hyperparasitica
Lineage: Eukaryota; Fungi; Ascomycota; Dothideomycetes; Acrospermales; Acrospermaceae
Product: malate/L-lactate dehydrogenase
Exons: 1
Coding region: 86-1150 (354 amino acids)
Molecular function (GO): oxidoreductase activity
Source: RefSeq, a predicted model, not a curated record